Molecule: messenger RNA, 330 nt
Organism: Geodia barretti
Lineage: Eukaryota; Metazoa; Porifera; Demospongiae; Tetractinellida; Geodiidae
Source: the annotation of a GenBank genome assembly
AUGCUUGAUGUCCUUACGGAGAAACUACACCCUUCAUACAACAUUGAGUGCAUUGGUGAUGACAAACUUAGACUUUUUGCACCAACACCUGCCAGUGAAAUGCCUGAAGAGGAACCAGACAUCACAUACUUCAUAAACAUGGCCGGAUACGCGGGACCACUAAAGCCUGUAAGUAGCCUCAAUGAGAAACAUUUCAGCUUUCCUCAAUUCCCACUAACAACAUACUACGAUCAAAAUGAGGAAGGUUCGUUUUGUGACAUAAACUCUGAGUGUGAGCUGGGAGAGGGAGGAGGGAAGGUGCAGAUGUACUACAGUCAUGGACGUUGGUAG